GCUAGUAGGAUUUUCGAACGUACCCAAAACUAUUAACCCGGUGCAAGGUGCAAGGUGCAAGUCCAAUAUCGAAAAGAAGAAUAUAUAAAAAUACUUUAAAGCUCCUUUUGACAAGUUGACACCCGCACAUAUGAGUUUUACCGAAACGAGUGCGUAAAUGCAAUCCUCUUGAUAAUCAGGAAGGUCUAGCCGACCAAAGAUGUCGAGCGAAAAUGACAGUGAAAUGGAUUGUUCGGACUCCGACUGUGGUGAUCCGGGUUAUGAAGAUUAUUACAAUAUACAGCCAUGGGGUGGUGAAGUGGACAAUGAUGUGGAUCCUGAACAAAAUAGAAGAGAUCCAGAGUACGCAGUAUAUGACUGUUUGCGAGUCGAAGAGGUAGAGCGACUCUUGAAUGAGAGUGUAGAAGUAUUAAGUAAUAGUCUUCACAUAACGCCAUCGCUAGCCAAAGUAUUGUUACACGCACAUAAUUGGGCGUUACAAGAUAUUGUCACUAAAUAUCGUAGCAAUGCUUCCAGUUUAUUGAUUAAUUCAAAAAUUAAACCUACCCUGGAACAAGUGCCAGGAUCAAAAAAUCAGAAAGGCGGUGUGUGUUCAGUUUGUGUUAUGGUUUCUCCUGCAGAUAGGUUUUCUACACUUACAUGUGGACAUUCAUUUUGCAAAGACUGUUGGUGUAUGCAUUUUGAAGUACAAAUAACUCAAGGUAUAUCUACCAGUAUAAGUUGCAUGGCACAAGAUUGUGAUGUGCUAGCUCCAGAAGACUUUGUUCUUUCUUUACUUGCUAAGCCUAACAUGAGAGAACGUUAUCAACAAUUUGCCUUUUGCGAUUAUGUCAAGUCUCAUCCACAACUGCGAUUUUGUCCUGGUCCAAAUUGCCAAAUAGUUCUACGUUCAAAGGAACAACGAGCAAAAAGAGUCAUGUGUUCAUCGUGCAAAACUAUAUUCUGCUUCCGAUGUGGUAUGGAUUACCAUGCACCUACUGAUUGCGGUACAAUUAAAAAAUGGUUAACAAAAUGUGCGGAUGAUUCCGAGACAGCUAAUUAUAUUAGUGCUCAUACCAAAGAUUGUCCAAAAUGUCAUAUCUGUAUAGAGAAAAAUGGUGGCUGUAACCACAUGCAAUGUUACAACUGUAAACAUGAUUUUUGCUGGAUGUGUCUUGGAGAUUGGAAAGCACAUGGUAGCGAGUAUUAUGAGUGUUCACGAUACAAAGAAAAUCCAAACAUUGCACAUGAGAGUGUUCACGCACAAGCGAGGGAAGCUCUCAAGAAAUAUCUUCACUAUUACGAGCGAUGGGAGAAUCACAGUAAAUCGUUGAAAUUGGAAGAACAAACGUUAGAGGGCAUCAAGAUGAGGAUAAAUAAUAAGGUGAUGAAUGCAAGUGGCACAUGGAUAGACUGGCAACAUCUAUUUGAAGCGGCAUCACUUUUAGCGCGUUGCCGGUAUACCUUGCAAUAUACAUAUCCAUACGCUUAUUAUAUGGAACCCAGUCCUCGGAAAGAAUUGUUCGAGUAUCAACAAGCACAAUUAGAAGCAGAAAUAGAGAAUCUCUCGUGGAAAAUUGAACGAGCGGAAACAACGGAUCGGGGAGAUCUAGAGAAUCAAAUGGAUAUUGCGGAAAAGCGUCGUGUUACUUUACUAAAGGAUUUCCUCGAGAUUAUCGACACAGGAAAUAAUAUCACGUGCUCUACAUCAUAAUUUAAAUGGGAGAAUUAUGAAAAUCUAAGAAUUAUAAAAAAUAACAUUAUAUAUAGCAUUGAUUUGUCAUGUCCAAAAAAUUUUUUCAGUUUUCACAAUAAUCGUUCGUAAUUAGAGUUAUACGGCAACAAACAUUAUAUAUACUUAAAUUCUAAUAAUGUUACUUUUCUCACAAAAUCAAUAGGGAAAAUAUUAAUUAUGUCGAUUGAUUUAUCGAUAUUUCGAUAUUAAAGUGUAUAUCUCUUACAAUUAGUUGAAAAAUAUUUUCAAAAGUGCACUACAAAAUGGCUUUUCUGAAGUGUUUUCUUUCUUUUCUCAUUUUAUAUAGUGAAGUACAUUUAACGCUAAUCUCGCAUUUUGAUAAAAGGCAUUGUAUAGGAGGUAUGAGAAGUAUCGAUCAAUCAGAAAAUCAUAUGUCUUCACUGAUGUUUGUUUUUUUCCAAAUCUUAUUCAAAGUAUCAUUAAUGUUUAAGAUAUGUUCAUGUGCCCAAUGAUUAAAAAGGAAUGCCUAAUUUAAGGACUCUGGUGCCAAGAUAUAAUGGUACCAACUUGCUGUAUAUAUACUAAAAAAACGUAAAUGAAGAAAUACGUGAAAAAAAAUAAAAAAGAAUGUGACAUGUUUUUUUAUUAAAUUAGAUUUUAAGGAGUACAUGUGCAACGAUCAAAGAUAUCUGUGACACAUCUAGCCGUAAUUAAAUUUACCUUUUUUAAGCUAUUUAAAGAAAGGAAAACAGAAUUUACUGUACUAUUAUAACAUUUACCCCGCGAAGAAAUAGGUGGUUAUCCAAAAGCCGGAACCUUAAAAUUGUGCAAAAUAAUAUAAAAUAACUGUAAUGUUUGUUACAGUAAGAGAGAUAAAAACUUUCUAAAAAGAUUGCAUGCAACUAAGAAAGUUGUUGCACAAAGUAGAAUAAUGUGAUGAUAAAACGAUUUUCGGGAAUCAGAAGAGACAAUUAAAAUGAGAAAGCAAAGUUUCUUUCAAAUACACACACACACACACACACACACACACAUAUAUAUAUAUAUAUAUAUUUGUCUCUCUCCUUACUGUAUAACUUCUCAAAUGUCCAAUGAGAAGUAAUCACUUGUAUAAGAAUAUUUAAGUAUUUGUAAAUUAAUAAUAAUAAUAAUAAUAAUAAUAAUAAUAAUAAUAAUAAUAAUAAUAAUAAUAAUCAUAUAAAUCCAAACAAAAUUUAUUGAAUUCGUAAUUUUAUUAAAUAUAUUCGUUGUUUAUAAAA
Messenger RNA from Cataglyphis hispanica, 2931 nucleotides. It is a transcript of the gene ari-2, whose product is annotated as potential E3 ubiquitin-protein ligase ariadne-2. Bases 200 to 1693 code for a protein of 497 amino acids. Gene Ontology annotation, molecular function: ubiquitin protein ligase activity; ubiquitin conjugating enzyme binding; zinc ion binding. Gene Ontology annotation, cellular component: ubiquitin ligase complex; cytoplasm. The transcript is spliced from 8 exons. Gene Ontology annotation, biological process: ubiquitin-dependent protein catabolic process; protein polyubiquitination; positive regulation of proteasomal ubiquitin-dependent protein catabolic process. The record is from RefSeq and is a predicted model, not a curated record. NCBI's taxonomy places the organism in Eukaryota, Metazoa, Arthropoda, Insecta, Hymenoptera, Formicidae.